AUGUCUAGUCCCCAAGAAAGAUACCUUGCCGCUAUUGAGGCCAACCGGAAAGUUAAUCCGCAGACGAUGGACGAUCUCUUCAAACAACUCCCUCCGGCUAAGCCCGAGCAGCUGCUUGGUGACUGGAACGGGGGGUAUUUUGAUACAGGACAUCCAGUUGCCACGCAGUUAGCGGAUAUCAAAUGGGUCGGAAAGUCAUUCAGGACCCUUGAAGAUGUCGAUCCUGUGAUUAUCGACCAGGGAGGAAAGCGAGUUAGCUGGGGGCAAUGGGGAUUUGCCAGUGUGCGUGAAAUGGUGUACGGCGGAACAGCUUCUGCAGCGAUGAUCUAUGACGACCGACCUAUCUUUGACCAUUUCCGUUAUGUCAAUGACAACCUUCUCGCCGGCGUGAUGGAGGGUAAAGGCUUGGGGCAUGAUGGCCCAUUCUGCUUUUAUUUAAAGAGAUAG
Penicillium coprophilum is the source of this 447-nucleotide messenger RNA. Its product is annotated as DUF4334 domain-containing protein. Bases 1 to 447 code for a protein of 148 amino acids. The record is from RefSeq and is a predicted model, not a curated record. The transcript has 3 exons. NCBI's taxonomy places the organism in Eukaryota, Fungi, Ascomycota, Eurotiomycetes, Eurotiales, Aspergillaceae.